Messenger RNA from Centropristis striata (black sea bass), 4671 nucleotides. RefSeq names its product contactin 2 (gene cntn2). Gene Ontology annotation, molecular function: cell-cell adhesion mediator activity. The record is from RefSeq and is a predicted model, not a curated record. Gene Ontology annotation, biological process: brain development; cell-cell adhesion. The transcript is spliced from 23 exons. NCBI's taxonomy places the organism in Eukaryota, Metazoa, Chordata, Actinopteri, Perciformes, Serranidae. The coding region runs from base 272 to 3394 and encodes 1040 amino acids.
GUCUUUGACAGUGGUUCUCCUAACAUUUGAUGUCCUAGGAGGAGAGAGGAGCAGGAAGCAGAGAAGGGAGGAGGAGAAACAAAGCUGUGAAACACGGUAAGCAGCAGCAUUAUCUCGCCUCCUGCGCAUCUUCCGCGGCUCCGCAUCGCAGCGACCGGAGGAAGACAAUCCGCAUCUUAGAAAGGCCCAGACUGAACACUUCUCUUCCUGUGAGAGAAGGUGAACAGUUUCGGUCCCAUCUGCUCCUGCUGAUUGUGAAUAGAACCAGAGGAUGGAGCGCUUGCUGUGUCUGCUGCUCCUCAGCUCAGUAGCCCUGAAGAAGGCUGUUGGUGGAGAUGUGUGUGUGUCAGGUCAUGACAGCGGGCCAGUGUUUGAAGAACAGCCAAGCAGUUUAAUCUACCCAGAGGGCCUGAGUGAAGGCAAGGUGACCCUCAGCUGUCAGGCCAGAGCUAGUCCAGCUGCCUCCUACAGAUGGCUUGUGAAUGGCACAGAGGUCCCGUUGGGUUUGGACCUGCGCUACACCCUGGUGGCUGGCAGCCUGGUGAUCAGCAGUCCUGAGUCUAUUCGAGACACAGGCUCUUAUCAGUGUCUGGCCAUCAACCGCUGUGGCACUAUCAUCAGCCGAGCAGCUAACCUCAAAUUUGGUUACCUUCAUGACUUCCCUCCAGACAGCAGGAGUCCUCAGACGGCAUAUGAAGGCAUAGGAGCUUUCCUGGCCUGCCAGCCCCCUCUACAUUACCCAGCUUUGUCCUACCGCUGGUACGUCAACGACUUUCCCAACUUCAUCAAGAAGGACGACAGCCGCUGGUUUGUGUCGCAGGUCACAGGGAACCUGUACGUGGCUAAAGCAGAGCCAAACGACACUGGGAACUACUUCUGCUUCACCACCAUCAACAUGGAUAUCAGCACAAAGAGCACCUUCAGCAAGGCCAACCAGCUCACUGUGCUGCCUGAUGCCAAUCCCAGGAAGUCAGCUCCGAGCAUCAAAGUGCGCUUCCCAGCAGAGACCUAUGCCUUAGCAGGACACACCACUCAGUUGGAGUGCUUCGCCUAUGGAAAUCCAGUCCCAAAACUGCGAUGGAGGAAGGUGGACGGUUUGAUGCCAUCCAAGGCAGGGUCCAGUGCUGAGGGUCCCACCCUCAUCCUGCCAGAACUCUCAUUUGAUGACGAGGGUGUUUACGAGUGUGAAGCCUACAACUCAGAGGGUAGUGACACUUAUCAGGGACGCAUCAGUGUGCAAGCUCAGCCAGAGUGGCUGCAGGUGAUGAGCAACUCAGAGGUUGAGAUCAGUUCAGAGCUUCUCUGGAGCUGUGUUGCUGCUGGUAAACCACGACCCUCCGUACGCUGGCUACGCAACGCACAGCCACUCAGCACACAGGACCGGUUAGAGGUGAACGGGCCUCGUCUUAAGAUCAGUAACCUGGCCCUGGAGGAUUCUGGGAUGUACCAGUGUGUGGCUGAGAACAAACAUGGAACCAUCUACUCCACUGCUGAGCUCAGAGUCCAAGUUCAGGCUCCAGACUUUAGGUUGAAUCCAGUGAGGAGGCUGAUCCCAGCAGCCAGAGGGGGGCAGGUGAUGAUCGAGUGUCGUCCUCGAGCUGCCCCAAAGCCCAGCCUGUUCUGGAGCCGUGGCACAGAGCUGCUCACCAACAGCAGCAGAGUCACAGUAACACCAGAUGGAAUCUUGUGGAUCCACAACAUCAGCAGGGCAGAUGAAGGCAAAUACACCUGCUUUGCUGAAAACUACUUGGGCAAAGCCAACAGCACUGGACAUGUGUCUGUCAGAGAUGCCACUAAGAUCACACUGGCUCCCUCCAACGCUGACAUUAAUCAAGGGGAGAAUGUGACCCUGCAGUGUCACGCCUCCCACGACCCCACCAUGGACCUGACCUUCACCUGGGCCCUCAGCGGGGUCCUGCUGGACCUGGAGGACUCUGCCGGGCCGUACCACCGGGUGGAAGGGAAGGAAAACAUUGGUGACCUGUUGAUUGUAAAUACUCAGCUGAGUCAGGCAGGGAUGUACACAUGUACAGCUCAGACUGUGGUGGACAGCGCUUCAGCUUCAGCCAAACUAGUGGUCCGAGGCCCCCCAGGACCUCCCGGAGGUUUACUGGUGAAGAAUGUUGCUGAGGCAUCGGUGGAGCUCAGGUGGAGUCGCGGCUAUGAUAACCACAGUCCCAUCGGCAAAUAUAUCAUCAUGGGCCGAUCAUCGCUCUCAUCAGAGUGGAAGAAGAUGAGGACAGACCCUGUGAAUAUCGAGGGGAAUGCAGAGUCAGCGCGUGUGAUGGGACUGAUGCCUUGGAUGGAUUAUGAGUUCCAGGUCAUUGCCAGCAACAUCCUGGGCAGUGGAGAGCCCAGCAUGCCCUCACACACCAUCCGCACACAGCAAGCAGCUCCCACAGUGGCCCCCAGUGGUCUUGGAGGAGGAGGAGGAGAUCGAAAUGAACUCAUUGUUACCUGGACGCCAAUGGCCAGAGAGUAUCAGAAUGGUGAUGGGUUUGGUUACAUCCUGGAAUUCAGAAGGAAAGACACACAAUCUUGGGCAAUGGUGCGAAUUCCUCACGUGGAGUCAUCCCGAUACGUUUACUACAAUGACAGCCUGAUGCCAUACAGCCCCUUUGAGGUGAAGAUCAAAGCUUAUAAUCGCAGAGGAGAAGGUCCAUUCAGCCAGAUCGCUGUGGUCUUCUCCGCAGAGGAAGAGCCAGUUGUGGGACCAUCAAACAUCAAUGCCACGGCGCUGACGGCCUUUGACAUCCAGGUUUCCUGGGAGCCCGUUGUGCAGUUCACCCCCAACGCGAUCCUCAGAGGAUAUGAGAUCCGGUACUGGCGACAGCAUGAACGAGAAGCGGCAGCAGAUCGAGUGCGGACAGCAGGACUGGAAACAACAGCCAGAGUGUCGGGACUUAGACCCAGCACUAGAUACCAUGUUGCAGUUCUGGCAUACAAUAGUGCCGGCACUGGGCCGUCCUCACCACGCACCACCGUCACCACCAGGAAACCACCUCCUAAUCGUCGUCCAGGCAACGUGUCAUGGAAGACUGAUGGCUCAUGGGUGACGGUGAGGUGGGACCAUGUGAAGGCCAUGCACAACGAGUCAGCUAUACUGGGCUACAAAGUUCUGUACAAACACGAGGGUCAGACAGCUCUGAAGGUUCUGGACAGCACAAAGACGUCAGUGACCCUGCCGCUGCCAAAAGAUAAUGGUUACAUUGUGUUAGAGAUCCGGUCCUGGGGAGAGGGCGGGGAUGGGCCAGCACAUGAGAUCAUUGUGUCCCGAGACUCAGGAACUGGCAUGAUGGUGCAGAACAAUGCCGCCUCCACACUGUCCAGCCACUCUCUUCACCUCCUCACUGGAUUGGUUCUGCUCAGUCUUGUGUCAUUGUCAGGCCUGUGAUCUCAGACAGUCUGUGGACCUUUUUGCUUUAAUGGCUUCAAACUAAAGCUGUUCUGUGUCUCAGUCUGUCUUUUGGGUCAGGGGGGUUCUGUGGUAGGGGAAGGUCAUAACACUGAAGGGAUUGAAUGGUUGUUGGAAGAAGAGGGGUUUCAGUUUUCAUUUUUUUAGAUAAUAAAAACAAAGAGUGUCUUUUUUAAACAAAAUCCUGGAUGGGUUGAAAGGGUUGGGGGAGCAGGGCAGUCCUGUCUGGUUGUGUAUUUGUGUACCAGUGUCAGUAAAACCAUGCCUUAUGGGGACCAUCACAUUUGUGGCUGACACCUCUCAUACACGUGUUCUCCAAACUGUAGCUGGCGAGACACAGACUUCAGGUGUAAAUUAUUCAUAGAAUCAAUGAUGUGUAUAACUUGUGUACAUACAGUACAGUCUGACAUUCACUCUGAGAGCAACUCGACUGAUAAGUCUCUAAAUUCUGUAAAAACAGCGCCUCAUGCAUUUUUUACUGCUUGGUAUGUACUGUGAUAAUUGUAUAAUCACUGUUCCCCACAUUCCUAACACAUCUCUUGGAAAAGCUUCCUUUGACACUGCCAAAAACACCAAAUUGUCCAGGACAACAAUAAUGUGUCUUGGAAAGUUUCUACAUUAAAAUUCGUUGGCUACAAAGACCUGCAUAACAGCAGUGUUUACACAUCCCCAUCCCCAAAAGGCAAAAACUAGUUCAGUACAGUACAAUGAACCAAUAUCAGCCCUUGUUCAGUCUCUAAGACAGGGAUGGGCAACUGGAGGCCUGGGGGCUGCAUACGGCCCGCACCCUCACUUGAUGUGGCCCUCAUUACAACUAUAUGCAUUUGAGCAAGAAAUGUUAAAAGUGUUGUGUAAAAAUGCACAAAAUUACUUCUUGCAAUUAAUGUUGGUCUACUGUAAGUGGUUAUUUUUUAUUUGCUUCAAACCUUUUGUAUUCUGUCAUACAUGCAUUUGAGCAUGAAAUAUGUUAAGUUACUGCACAGUAAACAUAUUUAAAAUUGCAGUUUCAUCAUAUCUGGUAGUAAGUGGUUAUUUUUUAUUUGCUUCAAACCUUUUGUAUUCCUAUUUAUACUGUUAACCCUUUAUCAGGCGAAGAACUAUAUUUGGUAACUUCAGCAGAUAUCCAAAAUGAGGUCCCCAUGUCUCUCUGUGAGGUCGUAGAACCACAUGGAUUUUGGGUCAUAUUUCCAGAAAAAAGUUGCAAAUUUACAAGAUUAAAGUGGUAAAUCUAUAAGAAAAAAAGUCACAGACUUAAG